UCUGCAAGAAGUCUGCCAUUGAGAACAGGGAACUGAACCUCAUUGUCGCCAAGACAGAGAAGGUUAUCCUCAAACUCCAUGGUUAUGACACUGCGCAACAACGCAGGACAAAUUUCUGCUAGUGAGAGAACAGAUACCUUCUCUGAUUCGUACACUAGUAGCAUCGCACUGACACCUGCGGAACUCGAAUACUUCAAAAGGAAGGAGGUUUUGAGAAGGGACAACGCCCACUUCGACAUCUCUACCAUAGCUAGUGACACCACCCACAAGUUCGGCAAGAACAACCCCUUCCUGCCCCUUGCAUCCAGCACGUGGACAGAAAACGUUGUUCAACGCGUACAUAACAGACUAUGGAAACUAGACACGUUCAACUACACUCCACCGAUCAGCGUUGACGCUUACAUGGCGCUUCCAGGACUUAGCAGUGCUGACAUAGAGAACUGUCGGACGGCGGCCAGGAAUGGUACCAUCCACUUCCCUGCAGGAAGAGUUGGCUUCGAUGCAGACUUCCCACCGCUGUCCAAAUUGGAGAAAGAGAAAUAUCCCAGGAAACCACUGCUGCACCAGAAGGGUAUCCCCAGGUUCCCAGCAGGCCUGCUAGAGCUCAAGAAGCUGUGGAAUGCCGGGAGACCAUUCCUCAAAUGUGCAUGCACAAGUUGUGAAGUUAACUUCACAUGGUUAGACCACAUGCUCUGGUACGUCAUCGACAACUUUGACAAGCUGGACCCGCAGGCUCCCUCGGACAAGAUCAGAAUGCUCGAGUUCCAAGCCCUGCUGUGCACAUCCUGGAGAAAACCAAUCCUGACGCAGAUCACGUUCCUCUUCAUGAAGGAAUAUAUGAUGAAGAUUGUGCAUCUCAUCACGCAGAACAAGGCCAUCACCGCUGAAGAGAUCCUCAACCUAGAAGAUUUCAAGGACGUAUCCUUCGUACGUAAGUUUACUGCGACACUCCUCCCCAAUGCAGAAGGUCUGCUUACGUAAACUGGUACCAGAAGAAGCAACACCACUGACUACGAGGACAACUCGCUUUGCAGGUGCCACCAAAUGAG
Messenger RNA from Chara braunii, 1049 nucleotides. NCBI's taxonomy places the organism in Eukaryota, Viridiplantae, Streptophyta, Charophyceae, Charales, Characeae. The record is from the annotation of a GenBank genome assembly.